This is a messenger RNA of Lindgomyces ingoldianus, 4442 nucleotides long. RefSeq lists its product as uncharacterized. The transcript is spliced from 3 exons. NCBI's taxonomy places the organism in Eukaryota, Fungi, Ascomycota, Dothideomycetes, Pleosporales, Lindgomycetaceae. Bases 189 to 4277 code for a protein of 1362 amino acids. The record is from RefSeq and is a predicted model, not a curated record.
UUAGCCAUCGUCCGAGCAAACGAGGAGGAAAACAUCAAAAGAGAUUGUUUUAGGUGACAGGAGAAGGGCAUUGAGGUCAACGGAGAAUAUUGCAGGCGAUAUCAGGGGGAAGUGGUGAUCAUCGCCAAACCACCAUCGCCGCCAUCGUGAGUGUUGCGGUCGCGGCCCAGCCCCGCAACAUCGCAAUCAUGGCGGCCCACGUCCAGUUUGGUCAGUCACUGCAACAACCAACGCUGCAACACGCGUACGCGUUCAACCCAGUCACGCCCAUUCACUCCCCCCAUCACUCACUUAACAGCUCGACCUCUUCGCGCACUCCCCUCCACACCCUGACCCUCCACGAAUAUCGCAAACAACAGCACACUCCGACAACCCAAUCCGCCACUCCGCCGGGCAAGACACUACGGAGAAAGGCCGCUGCCGCUGCUCUCAACGAGGUCGAGCGUGUUCCAUCAGUGACACGCAAGCCUGUCGGCGGAUCUGGUUCUUUUCGUCCUCUUCACCUUUCCCAGUCAGCACAUGAACUGGCUACCCACCACACCCUACCGCCCUCACCACCGCACUUCUUCCAGCAAUCAGCGCUGCAGGAUCGAACCUUUCGAUCACAAUCCGCCGAGCUGCGCGACCCAGGGGGCACUGCAUUCGGCUAUCCGACAUUCAGUCAAAAUCAACCCACGACAGUAAGUAAUUGGAAACCCAUCAAACGUUUGCCCAAGCCUCCUCCCAGGCUGAGCCCUAUUCCUUCCCCUGUACGCCUAAAUAGCCAGUCUCAUCUGGUGUCUCCCGUGUUUGAUUCUGCUCUGCUUUCAUCUGGUGCGCAUCCUUCGGUUUUUGGAGGAAAUCCUCUAUCAUCGGGGGAGAAUUUGGGAUCGAGUGGCGGACAAACAACAUCCUCGACGUUUUCGCUGUCGCGAUUCCCACAACCGCCGCAUCUCGUCGACCCUUCUCUUUCGCCGCCGAAUGAUGAGAACGCCCCGCCGCGGUUGAACAUAAGCUUUACAACAACAGCACCUGAGACUCCACCUGCAACACCAGCUAUUCUUCACUAUCGCGGGACCUCAUUUGACCUUGUCAAUCCUCACGAGUCUCUUCUUCUCCAUGAUAUCGAGACUCCAACACGGGACACCGAUUCACCUGACUACUUUCCCUUACGGUCGUCCGAGGACCCACUCAUGUACUCAGAGAUGGCUGCUCCGCGCAAAUUAUUCUCAGACCUAAAGUCCGCCCACCGUGGCGUCACUAGGCGAGCAGAUGAAUCUUCAGGUGCUUCAGACAACAAUCUCCCACGAGAGCCAGAGCCUGUCGCUCUCAGCCCCCCUUCGCAAUACUCAUCUCCAGAGUAUAGCUAUGACCUAAACAUGGCUGUAUCUCCGUUAGCACCAAAGAGGUCAGCAGGUGAUUCGCGCUUUUCGCUGAAGCAAUUAACUCGAAAUCUCACGCGCAAGAUUGUCAAGACCCCAGAGGAGCCGUUUCAACAAGAGCUUCAGGAGUUCACUUCAAGCCAUGUAAGCCUCGCGGACAAUAAUCUUGAGGGCACCUUUCCGCGCCCUCUGGAUGAGAGUUACCCUAUUAGGCCAGACUCGUUAUCUGCAACCAACCGAUUGAGUGGACUAGAGGGCGCAAUUGAAGAAGAGCCACCUGUCCGUCGCAUCUCAGAUUUGCGGUACAGCUCAGCACCGUUAACAUCCAUGGUCCCUGAUGAUCCUUCCUCUCAAGCUGGCCGCGCGGAAAACCCCCGGAUCUCGCUAUCAGAAGGCGAUAUGGGGGUUAGUCCUUACUACGAAGAUAUAGAAUCCCUGUACCACUACCAGAGCUCCUCUAUAUACACGCGCGAUGAUGGCGAUGCUUCUGGCUAUCCACCAAGUCUUUCAAGCAAGAGGAUGAGUAACCCAUUCGGGCCUCUGACUUACCAGGACGAUGACUUAUCCAGCAAUUAUAACCGCCAGAGUACGUAUAGUUAUUCCAACGCGGCUCGGUUUAGCAGGCGCGCCUCUCGCCCAUUGACUUCUCAAAUUCAAAGCAAUGAGAAGACCGACACGAUCAGCAAGUUCAUCGACCAUUACGGCCAUCAGGACCAUACGGAAAGCUCAAUCCCAACGCUCAGUUCUCCUCCCUUCGAAGGUUAUGGUGGGAUCGAGCGACCUCAACCGGCUAGAAUGACUUCAGGCCUCAGUCAGUUCGAUUUCGAGUUGCGGCGAAACGAUAGCAGCUCGUCAAACGUUUCUCCAAUCCAGACUGUACCAGGUAGGAGACGGUUCCAACAACAUUCGCCUCCGCCGCUAGCAUCUCCAUUCGAGUAUGAUGAAAUGCCAGAACCCUUUCAUCGUCAAGAUGCUUCGGAAAUGUUCACUGGAGCAUCUUCUUAUGGAGAUACACGCCAUCUGCUUCAAUUAUCUCAGCCCUCAGCUACGGAGGUCAGUGGCCAUCUUUCUGUUCCACAAAGCCCCCCUACUGUCCCUGGACAAGCUCUAGAACCGUCCUCUUCAUAUUCUCAGCCCGAGGGUCCAAAUAGCCCACAAACGCCACAAGAGGCCUUAGAUCAUGCCGAACAAAUUUUCGCCGAAGGUUCUGGUAAUGAAGCCAUUCCGGCCAUAUGGGCGAGAUGCAGUUCGGGCAAUCUUGCCUCGCGUAAUCAGCACAACUUCGGCGACAAUGGCCCUGUACAAGACAUGUUAGCUAAUAUGGGCGAAUUUAACGAGGAAGAAAAGGAAGAUUGGGAAACUGUUGGAAACAAUAGCAAGGUGGAGCGCCCGUCUAUGGAUGACAGCAUUGCCGACUACAGCAGCAGCGAUGACGCCAGCCGGGCAGGACUGUCGGUCAUUGAAGAUGCUUCUUUGCCGGGACUUGAGGGCCAAGCGUAUGAGCAAGAUCUAUCCUUAUACGAAGACCCAAGUCCGCGACCUACCCAUCGCCAUCCAUUCAAUGCCUCCCCGCCACCGCUUCUAGCACGGGCGAGCGUGAGGACUGUGCCCGACCAUGUCAAUAAUACUCCUCGUGAGUCGUUUGCGCAAUCAUCUACGACGAUGCCUCUCUUCCACAAUCAAGACAAUACUAUUGGUGCUCCAUACUAUUGCACACCAUGGCGCCAAUAUGACCUGAGCGACAAGGAGACCCUAGAGCUCUUGAAUUCUGGGCCAAACGAGGAGAUAAUAUACAAUGAUGAGGAGCACGAGCUCCAAGAGCUAACACCGGGGCGCUCAAUUCGCGCAGAGCCUCCCUCCGCGAGCACUCUUGGAAACCCAAUCGACGCUGGAUUCGAACGGGAGAAUACUUUCGAAAAGCUUACUGUCUUAGGGCCGAAGGGCAACCUGACUGGGACCCCACGUGGCACGGGUAUGCGUGAAGCUGGAAGCAGUGUCGCAGACUUAAGCAGCCCUGGGGCAGCGUUGAGUUCCACCCCGUACGGCUUCUAUGCAACCCCAGGGCGGAGUUCAAGCAAUACAAGAAUUCGACCGCCCAACCUUCCCGAGCCUAGAUCGUCGUCUCAACACCAAAGGGCACCUUCUGGGACUACCCGAAAUAACCCCUACAAUUUUUACGACUCGCCAGGUGCUACGGCUAGCUUUACUAGGAUCCAGCGGUCAAAUCCAGCCGAGGCGGGUUCGCCAUCUGAACACGAACGCUCCCCUUCGCAGUGCACGCUUUUUCCAAGCCAUUAUCGUCUUAAAGCUAAUUCUCCUGAACACCCUUCUCCCCUAAGUGGCAAAAAGCGAAAUAUUGGGGAGAUUGCUGCGCACCGAUACUCAAUAAAGCCUCCUUCGCCCAACCGCCGACGGGGUCACAACCGCCCAGCAGUUCACGGCCAAACUAAGCUUCGGGAGAUGAUCCUUGCUUCAGACACUAUGACACUCUCCUCUGGGCAUAGCACCCAUAUGUCUCGCUUUAUGGGAGUGGCGGGCAGCGAACGACCAACAUCUGCGAAUACCGAGUCACCAUUACGGGGUUUGGGCAGCCAGGCUACCAUUAGGACCGUCUUUGCUGACCCGAACUCUCCUCGUUUGUACCAAGUGGAACGCGGCUAUUGCCCGGAGAUCGAGGCCGAGCGGCGCAAGAAAUCUUGGAUCCUCUUUGCUAUGUUCUGCCUUUUCCCGCCAGCUCUUAUCCUCUUCCGUUUCUUUGGCGAUUGGUGUGUCACCACUGUAACCAAUGGAGACAUUGGGUACUGCACACCAAGAUCCAAACAAGCAGCUACCUAUGCCGGCGUUGCGAUAAAUAUUGGGAUCAUUGCGGCAAUCCUCAUCCCAAUCCUCGUUGGAAUCGCUACUGGGAGCUUGUAGACCAACCCGCUACCAAAUCACCAUAAAUUCUUGCCGCCCUUUAAGCUGGAUUCCUCACCCCCUCGACCAUCUCUUCUUGUGAAGUCCCGUCUCUUCUGCAACCAGCUGUUGAUGGAAUCACGGCUUUGAACGCCUCGAUCAGAAAUUCUCAAAUUCACAUUUGGU